ACAGCAGUAGAUGGCAGUAGAGAAAGGAAAAACAAAUCAAUUUCCAUUUUAACGAGCAGUGACAUCAGUGUAGAAGAAGCUUUGCAAAACAACAGUGCUGACAAAGUCGAUGUAGCCUGUCGGAAAGGAGUGGUUAGACACGAUUGCCCAGCUGAAGUGAAAUAGCAGUGAGUGAUAUGCUCCUCUUAAAGAAUUUCAAGAAUAGAAGAACUGAAAUAUCAGCCUUUCGUCAGUUGGUCACUUUUAUGGUUUGAUUGUACACGGCAAAAGGUACCCAUCAAACGGGUGGGUGAAGUGGUGACAGCUAAUGGGAACUCACUGGUCUCAAGACAACCGGACUCUCCUAAAUCAGUCCGACCACAGGGGCAGGACAAGCCAAGGCUAUCAGGCAGAUGAUGAUGACUCCUUGGAUGGCCUGGAUAGACAGGAAGACAUUGCACAGUUUCCUUAUGUUGAGUUCACCGGACGAGACAGCAUUACAUGUCCAACUUGCCAAGGCACUGGGCGAAUCCCCUCAGAUCAGAUAAAUGAGCUGGUUGCCUUGAUUCCAUACAGCGAUCAGAGGCUUCGUCCUCAAAGAACGAAACUGUAUGUGGUGCUCUCUGUGGUGCUGUGUCUGCUGGCCUCCUCGCUGGUGGCCUUCUUCCUGUUCCCUCGCUCUGUGGGAGUGGAUGAUGAUGGCAUUCGCACAGUCACCGUGCACUUUGACCAUAACAACAGCAGAGUGCUCAUUAACAUGACGAGCUCUUUGAACUUCAGCAACUCCAAUUUCUUCACGGUGCUGGUGGACAGCAUAACCUGUCAGGUGCUCUACAUGAAGACGGUCAUAGGGACCCAGCAGCUGGACAAUGUCAUCCGGAUUAAGCCCCUUAGUCAGAGACAGGUGAACUUCACUGUUAGUAUGGAGAUCAGUGGGAGUCUCUCUUAUGUCUAUGCCUUCUGCACCAUGGCCAGCAUUAAGGUUCACAACAUCGUCGUCUUCAUGCAGACCUCUGUUAAAACAUCCCAUAUGGUCCGCAGCACCCAGAACACUCUAGAGGCCUAUCGAUACAUCGACUGUGGUUCAAACUCUACAGUGCACCAGUCCUCUGCCAUCUUAUGGUCUGAUCCACAUCGCAAACCCAGCAUCCGCCUGCUGAGCUAAAAAAAAGAGAAAAAAAAGACAUGGAUAGGACAUGCAUGGUUUGAGAUGUCAUGUCAUCUGCGGACAUGGAGGUGGGGUUUGAUUUCAUAUGGUUACCUUCAAGGCUUUGUUUAAUUGGUGGCAGAGCAAAAGGGAGUAGUUUUCCGAGAUUUAGCUUCUUUGGGCCGGGAUGGAACAUGGGAACGUGUUGCCUCUGAUGAGGUGAGUGCUACUUGAGUUUCUUUUCCUUGAAAAGGCUUUCAGAGCGUUGUUCAGUUGCACACAAUACUGCUUUUGUUACUGCUGAAUUAGAAACACUUGAACGUUGCUGCUCUUGGCUCUUGGUUGACUCCAUUUCAAGAGCCCUUCCCUUUAGAGUAGGGCAUGGUCCAGGAAAUGAGUACGUCAGUAUGAUCUGGAUGACUGAUAAUGAACGGUGCCAAUUCUGAGCAAAGAAUCUCGUGUUAAAUUGGCAUUCAGGCUUGAUGAAUUUGAUAAUUUUCACUGGUUUUUGAUCAAGUAUAGUAAGCUUUCUGAUUUGAAGUUGAUGAAAUGUUCAUUAUUUGUUUUUAAAGCUUUCAACAAGUAUCUUCAACUGGACAAGCUCAUGUCCUCAGCCUAACUCCAGUUAUCAUUUCUACUGUGUGGCACUGUACAGUUUUACUAACUAAAAUCUGCUUUUUCAUACUGAUUUGAUAGGAAAGACUGCUGUUUUUUUCUUUCUUGAAUAAUAUAUCCAAAGAUCAUUUUGCCUGUGUUUACACAAAAAAACUUACUUUUUCACUAUUUACAUAUCAAUGUUAGACUGAUAGGACUUUGUGCUGUUUCUGAUCUGGUUGUGCCAGUUGUAGUCAGAGUUGUUACUGAUGCUUAGUGAGGUGUUACUGAUGUUGCAUCAUGUGACUUUGCAAAAUAAGAAAAUGACCACUGUUGGUAACUGUCUCAAAUGGUUAUUGUUGGUGUUGCUUGCUUGUCUCCAGUAAGACCAAACACACACUUUAAACUAUGCAAAGUUUACCAAUGAGCAAUAUUAUAUUUAUUUAUAGAGAUUUUAUUUGUCAAAAUUGAACUUGAAGAUUUGUCAUAUAAUGCUAAAUUAUAAAUUAAAAGUGAAAUGUGGAAUUUUGAAAGAGAAUGGUACUUUGAUGUUUACAGAAAAAAAUAAGCUGAUCAUUAAGAUUCCUUGACAUGCAAUGUUUUAUACUGAAAAAGGAAAAAAUGUGUGUUCUACCAUAGUGUGUUAUGUGAAAAAGGGAAAGGCCAAUAAAUAAAGUUCUCUAAUAAAUGAAAAUGGUUUUCAUUUCU
Molecule: messenger RNA, 2428 nt
Organism: Sardina pilchardus (European sardine)
Lineage: Eukaryota; Metazoa; Chordata; Actinopteri; Clupeiformes; Clupeidae
Gene: tmem106c
Product: transmembrane protein 106C
Exons: 8
Coding region: 308-1144 (278 amino acids)
Source: RefSeq, a predicted model, not a curated record